AGGGCGGGCGGGAGGCGGCGGCGGCAGCAGCAGUAAUAGCAGGAGCAGCAACAGAAGGCGUCGGAGCGGGCGUCGGAGCUGCCCGCUGGGGGAGAGAGAGAGGAGAGAGAAGAGAGCGAACGAGCAGAGGAGCCCGAGGCAAAAAAGUAACUGUCAAAUGCGCGGCUCCUUUAACCGGAGCGCUCAGUCCGGCUCCGAGAGUCAUGGCGACCGCAGCGUCUAACCACUACAGCCUGCUCACCUCCAGCGCCUCCAUCGUGCACGCCGAGCCGCCGGGCGGCAUGCAGCAGGGCGCGGGGGGCUACCGCGAGGCUCAGAGCCUGGUGCAGGGCGACUACGGCGCGCUGCAGAGCAACGGGCACCCGCUCAGCCACGCUCACCAGUGGAUCACCGCGCUGUCCCACGGCGGCGGCGGCGGGGGCGGUGGCGGCGGCGGCGGGGGCGGGGGCGGCGGCGGGGGCGGCGGCGACGGCUCCCCAUGGUCCACCAGCCCCCUGGGCCAGCCGGACAUCAAGCCUUCGGUGGUGGUACAGCAGGGCGGCCGCGGCGACGAGCUGCACGGGCCAGGCGCCCUGCAGCAGCAGCACCAGCAGCAGCAACAGCAGCAGCAACAGCAGCAGCAGCAACAACAACAGCAGCAGCAACAGCAGCGGCCGCCGCAUCUGGUGCACCACGCCGCCAACCACCACCCGGGGCCCGGGGCAUGGCGGAGCGCCGCGGCUGCAGCGCACCUCCCGCCCUCCAUGGGAGCGUCCAACGGCGGUUUGCUCUACUCGCAGCCCAGCUUCACGGUGAACGGCAUGCUGGGCGCCGGCGGGCAGCCGGCGGGGCUGCACCACCACGGCCUGCGGGACGCGCACGACGAGCCGCACCACGCCGACCACCACCCUCACCCGCACUCGCACCCGCAUCAGCAGCCGCCGCCGCCGCCGCCCCCGCAGGGCCCGCCGGGCCACCCCGGCGCGCACCACGACCCGCACUCGGACGAGGACACGCCGACCUCGGAUGACCUGGAGCAGUUCGCCAAGCAGUUCAAGCAGCGCCGGAUCAAACUGGGAUUUACCCAAGCGGACGUGGGGCUGGCGCUGGGCACCCUGUACGGCAACGUGUUCUCGCAGACCACCAUCUGCAGGUUUGAGGCCCUGCAGCUGAGCUUCAAGAACAUGUGCAAGCUGAAGCCUUUGUUGAACAAGUGGUUGGAGGAGGCGGACUCGUCCUCGGGCAGCCCCACGAGCAUAGACAAGAUCGCAGCGCAGGGGCGCAAGAGGAAAAAGCGGACCUCCAUCGAGGUGAGCGUCAAGGGGGCUCUGGAGAGCCAUUUCCUCAAAUGCCCCAAGCCCUCGGCCCAGGAGAUCACCUCCCUCGCGGACAGCUUACAGCUGGAGAAGGAGGUGGUGAGAGUUUGGUUUUGUAACAGGAGACAGAAAGAGAAAAGGAUGACCCCUCCCGGAGGGACUCUGCCGGGCGCCGAGGAUGUGUACGGGGGGAGUAGGGACACGCCACCACACCACGGGGUGCAGACGCCCGUCCAGUGAACUCGAGCGGGGGGGAGGGGCAGAGCGCGGGGGCUCCCCCUCCCCUACGGUCCACGGCCCUUUCCCGGCCCCUUGUUCCCUCUCUAACUUCUGAUUGUUCUUUUUAUUUUAAUUAUUAUUUCCCCGUCCCUUAAAAAGAAAAAAAUAAUAAGGAAAGCAACUAAGGCACUGGACUAUCCUUUAAACGGUAGCAGGUGUAAUGAUGUGUUUUGACCUUUACAGGCUAGUACCCAGGCAAUGGAGUGGAGUGUCUCAUAGAGAGAGUGAGGAGAGAGUGUGUAAUAGAGAGAGAGAGAGAGAGAGAGAGAGAGAGAGAAGGAGAGAUGGCAAGCACUGAGUUAAAUACCUGGCAAAACUAAAUAAAUUACCAAAAAGAAAAAAAAAAUCCACCAAACCGUGAUAAACACAAAACAGCUUCCUGAUGCUCGGAGUUGGCACAUGCUCUGCUGUGUUGAUUUAAUGUGGAUCCUCAUCAGGAAGGAGGAAAAAAUACACAUGUUCUUUGAUGUAGUCAAAAUUUAACCGCAUAAAUUUGCACUGCAAGAAAAUUGAAGUUUACACCAACAAAUUCAUUGAACGUAUUUUUCUUUCUCCCACGGUUAAUUUUGAAAUUGCCGGGUUUGUUUUGUUUUGUUUUGUUUUGUUGUUUUAUUCAGCAGGGAGAGUUGAAGCCAGCUCUUGGCUACUCUCCAUUUCUAACGUUCUUGUGUUGCCCCUUGUUCUUCUUCCUGUUUGUGAACUUUGGUUACCUUCAGGCUCCCCCCAACAUUGGUGUAACAUUAGUUGCUUCUUUUACCAAAGCAAAAAACGAUUGGCUUCAUACAAAAUAAAUAAUUCUCUGCUUUCAGGAAACGUGCAUGGUCUACCCGCUUUAUCCAAGGCAAGAGUCCAGUUUGGAAUACAAAAAUGAGUCAAGCAUUGGUUUUUUUGUGACCAGCCACAAAGUAAACUUCAUUUUCAGGCAGUGUUUCUGGGGGAGGUUGUGGAGGGGAGAAAAAGAAAAAUCGAUAGUGAGUGACUGAUUGCUUCAUUUUAUCAGGCGGGCCCAUUGUGAAAGAGCUCAGAGGAAAUGUGGAGGUUAUAAAUGUAUUUCCAGAGUCGUCCAACAGAAAGUGGCACUUUGAGAGAACUAGGGAAAUAUAUAUCUUCAGAAACCCCUGUAUAGUUCUCUGCCUUCAGUUUUAAUAACUUAAUUAUGAGGAAUUAUUUGUGCUGAGAGCAGCAGUUAAACUUUGUUCCUCUAAUAGCUUUUUUUUUUUAACAUAAAGAAAAUAAUCUGGG
This is a messenger RNA of Lynx canadensis (Canada lynx), 2816 nucleotides long. RefSeq names its product POU class 3 homeobox 2 (gene POU3F2). NCBI's taxonomy places the organism in Eukaryota, Metazoa, Chordata, Mammalia, Carnivora, Felidae. The transcript has a single exon. Gene Ontology annotation, cellular component: nucleus. Bases 204 to 1535 code for a protein of 443 amino acids. Gene Ontology annotation, molecular function: DNA-binding transcription factor activity, RNA polymerase II-specific; RNA polymerase II cis-regulatory region sequence-specific DNA binding. The record is from RefSeq and is a predicted model, not a curated record. Gene Ontology annotation, biological process: brain development; regulation of transcription by RNA polymerase II.